UUUGUUAAACUCCUCGUGAAACAAAAAAUAAAAGUUACACCGGUUUUGGUUUCAUAAUUUUUUGUCUCAAAAUUAUGAGACUUUUCCUCCUCUCCAAGCUUAUCCAGCACACCCCCCGGUGUGGGGGUGGGAAGCUUAUCUUUGAUAUCAAACGGAUCUCGCGACAAAUGUCGUCUCUCGGUUAUCUGCGCGAUUCUUACAAAUGUGAGGAAGCCUGGUCGAAAAGAUUGCAAUCUUCUCUCCUCCAAAAAGUUAAUCCAGACGAUUUAUUCUUCGAGAUGGAUCAGAAAUAUCAAACCGAUAAGGUCUUGAGUGCCGUGGAUGUUGAUAUCUACAUGAACAAAGUCACAGACGUUGAAUCCCUCGACGAAAUGGAGGAGGCAGUUUAUCGUUUGAGAAAGUCGCCCGCUUCUGCAGACACGCUCCCAUCGACGAAUCACGCCCUUAUCAGGGCCUUCAUGGCUGCUCAGAAGACCGACGACCUUCUCCGCAUAUUAAACGAUCGCCUCAACUACGGUGUCUUUCUCGAUUUCCAUCUCGCCAACAUUUUAAUGGAUGAAUUUCUCAAAAGUGGGAACAAUCGUGACGCUGCCAAAGUAGCAGGUCUGCUCAUGCUGGAGGAAGAUUUUGGUCUGCCGACUUCCAAACUAUUCUGUCUCCUGUCGUGCCUCAAGUAUUUGAAAGAUCCGAAACCCGAGGGUUGGGAAACUGUCGAAACUCCAAAGGGAGAUGAUGACGAAGAAAUUAAAAAAGUCAGGGUUCGCUUCCUCCGAAACGUUUACACCGACCAGCACUUUGACCUCUACGAGCCGCACCACAUUGUCGGGAAAACUUUGGGAAGCGUUGGCCAACUCGUUACCGAAGAUGAAGCUGUCUCCCACUCUGCCCAACUCCUCGGCUGGGCUGUGUACGGAAAGUGGGAGAAAGUGAAGCAAUUAGUGGACAGAUUGGCAUCCGCUAGAAAACCCAUCUACUCAGAAGUCCUCAAAACAGUGUCCGAAUUGGUCGACAAGGCUCUCGCCGAGGUGGAAGCAUCCCCAACUAAAACUCUCCCGAAACCCAAACUUCGUCAAUUAUACGGAAUGAAUUUAGAUGACAAGGGUGUCGCUGCGUUCUGGGAUCGGAUCAAGUAUCCAGCCUAUGAGAAAAUCCUGCCUAACAUUAAAUCAAAGUUGACCUCGGUAGGAGUGCUUGCCAACCAGGAAGAUGGUGCAUUAGUGAAGAAGGCGGAGGAACUGCUAUCAGGCGCCUUGUCAGAAAGGGAAGAGCAGGAAAUUGCCAAUCAGAUUAAAACUUAUGAAGAUUGGGAGGCAAUGCGUCUGGCUGAAUUGGAAAGGCAAAUCCGUAGAUUUAAAGCUUACAAACUGACGGAAGAUAUUGAAGCGAGAAAACAAGAGCUCAGAGAGAAGGAAGAAGUAAUCUUCUUCUUCGACCAUGAAGAAGAAUGGAUGAUGAAACUUCCCCCAGACCAACAAGCCGGCUACAAACUACCCGAGGAUUACAUUCCCUCAAAUGCAGUCAAAUUCGUUAAAGUCAUCCCACCAAAGAAAAUUAAAACGAAAAAGGCUAAAGUCUAGACGGAUAGCUUUAAUUGACACUUCAAUUUAUUAAUAAUGAAAACAAUGCUAGAUAGCAAAACUUGUAGGAGUAUUUAAAUAAUUAGUUUUUAAGUAUACAUGAUACGAUCCUCAUUUUUUAUAAAUUAAUACAUACACGUAAUUUGUUGAUACCACAUCAGUUUGACAAUAAAUUAAGAAAGAAUCGUGCGUCGUCUC
Molecule: messenger RNA, 1775 nt
Organism: Folsomia candida
Lineage: Eukaryota; Metazoa; Arthropoda; Collembola; Entomobryomorpha; Isotomidae
Product: 28S ribosomal protein S27, mitochondrial
Exons: 8
Coding region: 75-1577 (500 amino acids)
Cellular component (GO): mitochondrion
Source: RefSeq, a predicted model, not a curated record